Messenger RNA from Hippoglossus stenolepis (Pacific halibut), 2859 nucleotides. RefSeq names its product ETAA1 activator of ATR kinase a (gene etaa1a). Bases 182 to 2047 code for a protein of 621 amino acids. The record is from RefSeq and is a predicted model, not a curated record. The transcript is spliced from 6 exons. NCBI's taxonomy places the organism in Eukaryota, Metazoa, Chordata, Actinopteri, Pleuronectiformes, Pleuronectidae.
AGCUCCAGAGAAGAAGAAGAAGAAGAAGAAGAAGAAGAAGAAGAACCAGGAAAACAAGAAGAAAAGAUGGCGGGACGUUUAAAAACUGCUCCGACAAGUGGAUGAACCUUCACACUGUUAUAUGAACGUGUUCCGGGAUCGAACCUUCACACUGACGUGUUGUCGCUGAAGCUCCGGGACCAUGAACCCUCGGCUCGGGCUGACAGGCCUCCCGCUCAGGCAGAGGUCGAGCCGGCUGAGGCGGAGCUGCAGAGCCGCUCAGAGAGCAGCGGAUCCCGGGUCAGAUCCCACACGCACUCCCGAUCUCAAGACGCCGACCAGAAGCUGCAGGUCCGGAGGAUCCGCUGUUUUCAGCGGAGAGUCUCCUCACAACGACUCCGACCUCCAGCAGGACAUCAUCUGGGACGCCACGUCUCCAUCUCCCAGCAGACUCAGUAAAAGAGGAAGAAGACAUCCUGGAGGUGUGAACAUCUCAGACAUCGUCAGCAGGAUCGCUCCAGAGCGCGGCAGACCAGAGGUCACAGAGCCCACGCUGCAGCAGUGGAUCGGAGACAGCGCCAUCAUCCCCUGCACUCCGGAGGUUCAAGUCCCCAAACACAAGAAGAAGUCCCCAAGGUCAAACGGCGUGGACGAGCUGCUGAAGUUGGCCAAACAGUUUGACUUCAACAUGUUCCGUCAGGACGAAGAAGAAGUGGAAGACCUGCACCAGCAGAGUCUGGAGCUCCUGUCUGAGGACAUCUUGGAUUUUGAGAACGACGACCAGGAGGAUUUUAAACCUUUGCUUCACAGAAGCUGUGAACCGGCCGGGACGGACGCACACGUUCUCCUGGACCAACACACGGAGAACCAUUUGGAUUUUCUAUUUGAUGGACCCACCCAACACGUGAGUGCCAGUUUAAGUCAGGUGUCGUCUGCUCAGACGUCACAAGUUAAACCUGCUCACGUUUUAUCUUCCAAAGAGGCUUCUGGGAAAUCUGCAGCUGUUUCCACCACGAACAGUCACGGAGGGGCAGCGCGCGAUGAGUUCGAGGACGACUGGGAAAACGACGACUUGUUAAUUGAUUCACUGGUUUUGGAGAUGACACAAAAUCCACAGAAGUUCACUGCUCCGAUGCACAGCUCGACACAGAAACCAACCAGCGACACAAUGUACCAGACGGCGGUGGAAAAAGAAAACGUGAGACAAAGAACAACGUUCAAACUGGAAUCUAAUCCUAACUUCUCUGUGAGGAGGAUCCAGACGUGGACAAACUCCAAACCAGCAGACGCCGACACUCGGAGCAGGUUUUCCUGUUUUUCAGCUCAGUCUCAGUUUCUCGGACAAACGUCAAACUCAGAACCGCAGAAGUCCUGGUUUGAUCAGAGGACGAGAGGUUUCAGCUCGUCUGCCUCGAACGCAGAUCCGAGUUUCCCAAAGAAACCUGUCGUACUUUCUUCCCUCGUGGAGCCCGUGGUCGUCUCUGACGUCCUGGAUGAGGACCUGGACGCCUUCUUCUUAUCGGACCCGGUUUGGGACGAUCCGGCUGACGACGACCUGCUGUGUGAAAUGUGCGAGGACCUGGAGAACCAGAUCCAGAGCUCGGACAACAUGUCCGCCAAACAGACUCCUCUUAUCCGCCAGACGUCAAACAGGAGAGCAGCGCUGCAACCGUCCAACAGAACCUGGGACAACAGGAGCCCCCAGCCAGCCAAUCAGCAGCCAGUUCUCCAGAAACAAACGGGUCGCACGCUGGCUGCCGUCUCUUCCUCUAACGUCACUGCAGGCGUUCAGGUGAACGUGGUGAAGGAUUCGUUCAGAUGCACUUCAGGAUCCAGCAACCUCAGCACAGCGGCGAGCAGCCGGGUUCAGUCAGCUGCUGCGGCGCCGCUGCGUAACGCCAACAAAGAGCAGUUCACCUUCAAGAAGCCAAACAACCCAGUUUCCACUGAGACCGACGAAGUUGUGGGUAAAUGUUCGGCAGCAGAGAUCGAGCUGAAGAAGCUGCGGGCGAUGGAGAAAAGACGACAGCGACUGAAAGCCGCUCAGAACCUCGGAGCUCCGACGUGACAUCACCGCCGCGCGUGACAUCACCGCUCCGACGUGACAUCACAGCUGCGACGUGACAUCACCGCUCCGACGUGACAUCACCGCUGCGACGUGACAUCACCGCUGCGACGUGACAUCACCGCUCCGACGUGACAUCACCGCUGCAGGUGUGACGUCACCCUCAGAAUACAGAUUUGUUCUGCUACAGAUUCUGUAAAACUCUAAUUUCAUGAUUCUUUUCUGUCUCAUUUAUUUUUGGAAUCACAACAUUUUGUUUAAAGGAAACUUUUACUUUUGUCUGUGUUAAGAUUCACUUCAGAUCAUUUUCACUAGUGAUCAUUAAUGAUGGGGACAUCAUUGAACUGCAUAGUUAGCUUAGCAUUAAGCCGUUAGCCUCGCUCUGCCUGAUAAAGUGUUAUUGUGUCGUGUUGAAUCCAGACACAAACUAAACCUGGUGGAUUUAGGUUUAGUUAGCGACUUGAGCCGGAACAUGUUUACACCAAACCUGAGAUUCACACGGUGACGUCACCGUACCAGUUCUAUGUUAAACCCACAUGACGUUUGUUUCUGCAGAAAAGACAAACUCAGAAAUGAAGGCUAAGCUAAGCUAAGCUAAGCUAAUGAAACUGCCGACUGAUCCUGAAGGAAUCGACGAAUCACACGAUCGCCUCAGCACGUCUUAGUCUGAGGCCGCUGAUGGUUUGGACUUUAUUUAGUUUUGCAUUUACACUCGUGAUGAAAUCAUUUUAUCUUUAACUCUAAAACACUGACAUGAAACAGUCAAGCAUAUUUUACAAGAUUCAUUUUAAAUAAAUAAAAGUUCCAUGAAUAAG